AGUGGUCAAUUAUUACACAAAUGAAACACGGGUAGAAAAAAGCAUUACAAUUUCUCUUCAAGAACACUGUUUUGGUACCGAUUUCUGGAAUGCGGCCAAAAAACCCGCCUCGAAUUCCGGUCGAUUGGUAAACGUGCAAAGAAGUGAAAUCGCUUGCGACAAGCCUGCAAGAAUGUUAAACAGAAAUGAGGGAUUUCACUCUGUGUUGAUGGUAUGGGCCGCUCUUGUAGUCUCCAGUGAACAGUACUCUGUUAACACAUCAAGCGAUAACAAGCCGUUUAAGGCUUAUGCAAACUCAACCAAGAUAGUAGAAACUCUUUUGAAAGAAUACGACAAAAGGAUCAGACCUGGAGUUAAAGGUUCCCCAGUCGAAGUACGAGUCGACAUGUACGUGGCCAAUAUCUGGGCAAUGCAAGAAGUUAAGAUGGAGUUUACAAUCGACAUAUAUUUGCGCCAAUACUGGAGAGACGAGCGAUUAGCGUUCGGCCAUCUGACCUCUGACCCUCUGCUGACCCUGAGCAGCAAUAUUAACAAGCAGAUAUGGGUACCGAGUACUUACUUCUUGAAGACUAAGAAAGCUUACUUUCAUGAUGUUACAACAGAGAAUUACCUGCUGCAGAUUCGGCCAAAUGGAAGCAUCUUCUAUAGCAUUCGACUCACAAUAACUACUUCGUGUACGUUGGAUCUGCGUCGAUUCCCACAUGACACACAGUUGUGUACAUUGGCAUUAGAGAGUUAUGGAUACCAAACGACUGACGUUUGGUACGCUUGGAACCCCAGAGAUGACAACACAUCAGCCAUCUUUGUCAACAAUGAAGUAGAGCUUCCACAGUUUGAGUUGGUCAAUGUGGAAAAGGAAGCAGUCAUAAAUAAAUAUAAUAUAGGCAACCAUUCCUCGUUAGUUGCCAUGUUCAAGAUGAAACGUCGAAUCGGCUACUUUUUGAUUGACACCUAUGUACCUUCCACCAUUAUUGUUAUCAUCAGCUGGAUAUCGUUCUGGAUUAACCCCGAUACUGCUCCUGCGCGGGUUGCCCUAGGAAUCACCACUGUUCUGACGAUGACGACGCUUAUUUCCAGUGCUCGCGCAUCACUACCCAAAGUGAGCUACGUGAAAGCUAUCGACUGGUACCUCCUGUUGUGUCUCAUAUUUGUGUUUGGGUCCAUUUUGGAGUAUACCUUUAUAGCAUUUAUGAUAAAUGUUAAGAAUAAAAGCAAAAGGAAGCCUUCAGUGGAUAGCGAAUGGGGAGAUGGUUCAAAGAAACAGGAAGAGAGGACAGAGCUUUUGUCUCUUUUUGCUCCAAAAUGUUCUCCCCGACGAGGAAACGCCCUUAAGCGAGUAUUAAGUCAAGCUGAAACAGAUUCUCUUGGUGUUGAAAGUAAAACGUUCCCAGAGAAAACGGAGAGGGAAAAAUGGUACUUUAUUAGUAAUCCUCACACUAUAGACAGGUGCUCGCGGAUUGGGUUUCCGCUCACAUUCUUUGCAUUCAAUUGCAUUUACUGGCUUGUACACGGAAAAGGAUGAAACUAACGAGAAAGGGGAAGUAUCAGUUUUGAAGGAGAACCAUUGUUGGGCGGCAAUAGAUGAAAGAAGUCGGUAGAUAUUUCGCCGCAUAGAAAUACGAAUUAAUACGUUGAUACGUUGUUUAAAUCCUUGGCUGCAAUGCUGGGCAUUCAGUACAUUAUGAUUAUGGCUUAUUUGUAUUCUCUUGUAGAAUUUGACGUCUCUAUUCGAGAAUAAAAUAUCAAAUGAUAGAACGAUUUAUUGAAGGUAAACUGUUACAGGCUAGGCCUAGCUAUUACCAUUUAAGAAAAAAAAAGUAAAAUAAUUAUAGGCCUUGAAUAUUUACGGUGUAGUCAGGGUAAACACGUAAACAUUAUGAAAAACCUUUUUCCUCUCUACUUAUGUGAUGACAAAGUAUUUACUGUGCUGAUCAAGGAGGCUUUAGCUUUUAUGUCUUGAACCAGUAAUAGGCAGCUCAACUAAACAAAAAAGGAUAAUAGGACAAGGAAGACCUCCUCAUAUCAGAUUUGAUGUUCUGUAGAUUUUUCAGCGCUGAAACUAGUCCUUGUAAGUCUUCGGAGGAGAAAAAUAUACCGCAGCAUCACUUAUUAUCAACAUAAGUAUGACAAAUAAGAUUUGAUGUGAAAGGUUUUUGUUUCAACGCUUUACCAACAGUGUUAAAAGAAAAUUUUGUGUAGGCCUAAUAAAUAAUGUCACAGCAGUUAGAUCUGUAUCAGUCUUACUAGGAAAGAACAUACUGAGGGAUUAUCUUGUGGGUAUCUUAAAUUUUUAUCAAAAAAUUCUUAUUAAGUAGAAUUCAUCGAAUGAUUGCCUGAUUUUAAUCAAAGAUGUGACUGUAAAAUUAUUCUGAUGAAUAAAAUCAUUGAACGAUCUCUUUUAAUGUA
Pocillopora damicornis (cauliflower coral) is the source of this 2406-nucleotide messenger RNA. RefSeq names its product glycine receptor subunit alphaZ1. Gene Ontology annotation, molecular function: GABA-A receptor activity; extracellular ligand-gated monoatomic ion channel activity. Gene Ontology annotation, cellular component: membrane. NCBI's taxonomy places the organism in Eukaryota, Metazoa, Cnidaria, Anthozoa, Scleractinia, Pocilloporidae. Gene Ontology annotation, biological process: monoatomic ion transmembrane transport. The record is from RefSeq and is a predicted model, not a curated record.